AUGAAGAAAACAUUAAACUUGGCAAUUGCAGCUGGUAGAAUAGAUGAACUUUAUGAAAUACAUGCAAGAUUUGCCAAAGAGAUUGAGGAUGAAAUUUCAGAACAAGUUAUAAAUGGAGGUAAUUGCAACGAUUUUGCUAAUACCAUUAGUAAUCCAAUUCACAUCAGGAAAAAAAAACGAAAACCCAAAGAUUCAAAUCAAACAAAUACUACAAAUAAGGGCAAAAAAAGAGUGAUAUCCAAAAAUUUUAAUCAAAAUAAACAGGAUGAUAGUGAUAGAGAAAAUCAAGAAAAAGUUCAUAAACGAAUUUGUAUAGUAUUAAGGGACAAGUCAAAUGAAAAUAAUACAGAUCCUGGAUUAGAUGAUGGUAUGGAAGAAAAUAGCAGAAGCAAUGUAAGAAAAUGCCGUGUUUGUAAUCAAAAAGGUCAUAAUUCACGUACUUGUCCCAAUAAAAAAGAUGAAGAAUGUGUUGCAUAG
Messenger RNA from Rhizophagus irregularis DAOM 181602=DAOM 197198, 477 nucleotides. RefSeq lists its product as uncharacterized. Lineage: Eukaryota; Fungi; Glomeromycota; Glomeromycetes; Glomerales; Glomeraceae. The record is from RefSeq and is a predicted model, not a curated record.